CUGUUCUGACACCCCUAAAAACGCUUCAAUUCAGAACUUAUGGCCGAUGAAAAACCGUGUUCGGAAUAAUUUUUCUAUGCGGCGACAGAGGCCUUUACAUACCCUUAGUAGGACUAUCGAUUGCAUAUAGUCAAACCUUCCCGGCUUUUAGCUCAUGUAAUACUGGGCGGACCUGUGCGGAAGUAUAUAAAAACGAAAAAUUUUGAUGACUUAAAACUGCAACUAAGAGAUCUUUUUUAUACAGAAGUGGAGCAUUUAUCAGAGAAUGCAAUCCAACAAUUAACAUCACAAUCGAAUUCGUCUAAUGCCUUUACUAUAUCAACAAUUCAAUAUUUUGUUUAUUUGAAUAAGCAACUGUUGCUUGUUAAUCUUGUUAGUGCUCAAGGACAAUGUAUGUUAGAAACAGCAGACAUGUUAGUUGAGCCGUAUGCAUUACCUCAUCCGCCAGCGUGGAAUCCAGUCAAUGCCCUUAAGCGAUUUGGGAGAGUUAUAACGGCUCCCUUUACGACUUCAUCCAAAUCUAUGUCCGGUACUUCAAAGCCACUAGAUAUGACCUUGAGAAGAGAUCUAGCGGUAUUUUUCGGAAAAAUUUAUGAUCAGUUAUUAAGUUUAAUUAUUGAUAAUGGUAUGAUCCGUCCAGUGGAAAUUGAUUUAAUACAAAAAAUUGUUGGUUUAACCAAUACAAUUAUUGAUGAUGUCAAUCGUGAAUUAGCUGUCUUUGAUUUAUCACUUUCAAAAAUCGUGUCGUCAACAAUUCAUUCCAAUGUCUUGAUAGUCUUAAAUGUAUGUCAUUUUUUUGUAAAAUUCAGUGCUGAGUUUGAAGAUACUGCUGCUAUUUAG
Messenger RNA from Didymodactylos carnosus, 840 nucleotides. The record is from the annotation of a GenBank genome assembly. Lineage: Eukaryota; Metazoa; Rotifera; Eurotatoria; Philodinida; Philodinidae.